CAGCAAAAAAUAAAACGAAAUUGAUCGCUGGUGAUACUGAUUAUCUUCUCCCUCUCUCAGACAUCAUCUUUUAUCAGCUGUAACAGUAUUCAUUGGACCUAUUUUCCUAACACAUCACUUUUAAUCUCGAAGAAGCUUUUGCCUGUUUGGUCCAGUGGAGCUCUGUGCUGCUGCUGCGUAUCCUGCCAGUCCAGCGACCAAUGGCGCGCAAUGAUGUAAAAAAGCAGGAUCAAUCUGGCUCAGCCUCGUCUCGCUCCAACACCAAGCUAAAGGCGGCCAGUACGGAGCAGCUGCGAAUGGCGGAGAUGAUGGACGGUCCCAAAGUCGACCCUGACCGCCUUGCAGGCAUGGUACGCAAUGUCAUGGAAGUGACGAGUGCGUCCGAGGACAAGGUUGCGGCUGCUCUUCAUGACUGCGGCUAUGACGAGGGGGUUGCUAUCCAUUCGUUGCUCGAGGGCGGCAGCGAUGACAACGAGUGGACCAAUGUUACCAGUCGUAACAAAAAGACAUCGGCAGCCACCCCGGCAUCAUCGUUUGGCGCAUCUACAACAGCCUCUGCACCAGCAUUCUCCACAGAUAGUAAUAGUUCAUCUCGUGGUCGUGCUGGGCGUGGCAGAGCUUCUGAUUCAUCUGGCUUCGGUGCACCGGCUCACGGCUUCGGACCACGUGACGAUCACACGAAUCCACGUGGAGGUGGACGUUGGAAUCGUAGCAAUGGUCGUGGCGGUGGUGCCGGAGGUCGUGGUGGCAGACAACAGCAGACUCCAGCGAACCGAGGGAGACGUGCCCCAAUUGCUGAAGAAGGAUUUGAUGUCAAGAAUGAUGAUUCUGGCUGGCCUGCAGCGGGUAACAGCGAGGUCGACAAGCCGAUCGCAGCGUCUGGAGUGUGGGGUGCAGGUGGAUCUGCCCCGAGCUGGGGCGCCACUAUGAACAAGUCUGCGCCGGAAGCAGUGCCGAAGGGCCUGGACGACGAUCAGUCUGACCGCUGGAGCACGGACGUGAAUGCCACGCCAAGGUUCAACCGCACCGCCGACCCGCCGCCGGUCGUGGGCAAUUGGGCUGAUGCAACAGUGUCGCCGUCGGCCAAUGAAGGCUGGGGCAUGAGCACUGGCGCUAAGACCAGCACCGCGCAGUGGGGAGAUGACAUCAGUGCCUCGCCUGUUAAGCAAACACCUGCCACUUGGCCUAGCACUCAGCCAGAGUCGAAGGAAGAGUCAGAUGGCUGGCCAACUGACAGUGAGCCUGUAGCGUUGGUGUCCGACGCCGAUGUGUCCGCAAAGCCCAGCACUUGGCAGUCUGCCGAUGACUCCUCUCACCAGCUGCAGAUCGAAAGCUGGAGAGACAACGUUGAUGGGCACGCCAGUGAAUGGACCACUGGUGAUGUUAGUGCUGCCACCCCUACUGCUACUGCUACUGCUGUUGCCGUGCCGGCUGAUGGCAAUGUUGAUGCUGAUCAUGUGCAGGAUGCGAUGCUCGGCAUGACUACUGUUGAGUCCAGUGAACAGCUGGCUGCUGCGGAUGACAUUGUUCCGACUGGGCUCGUUGUUGAGUUGCCCAGCACUAGCCUGGAGUCCUACCACAUGACGUUUCCCGCAGGCAUGCCCGAAGCUGUUCUAACGUCCAUGUUCGUCAAGCGACCAGAGAUCCCUGCUCAGCCGGUAGAAAUGCCAACUCUUCAUCACGUCAUUCAAGACAUCAGCCAUAUUCAGUUUGGUAAUUUCCAGACAGAGCCUUGCUCGACACCUGCGAAUCUCUCCUCUGUUCAGGAUGACCGCCUUGAAUAUGUUUCGUCGGCACACCAGACAUUGGCAUCCCCAUCCAGUCCAACCGGUGGUGUUUCUGGCAUGGAGGGCCUGCCCUUGAGCUCCACAUCACCUAUUCCGAACUUGACCACCCUUGACUCGCCGUUGACCAACGUACAUCAUGGUCAAAUGGGAGCGCUUAGUCAUGUGCGGCCGCCACCUGGACACGCUUCACUUGCUGCGCCCAUUGAUACACAACCGAUUGUAGCAGAAGGACUGGGUGCCGACGGCCAACCUUCGUCUGUUGGUGCCAAUGCGCUAUUGUCUCUAAGCAGCGACUUGCUACCUACCCAAUCAGGCGCCAUAGCCAUUCCCGGUUCCGGAGCACAUUCAUCCUCCGCACAUUCAACACCGGCUGGCUCGCUCGGCACGUCGGGUUUCCUGGACCGCGCCUCGUCGAAUGUAGGCUCAGCACCGGGUGCUGACUCGGGUAUCACUGCCCAUCAGUCACCUCUAAUUGUGGGAACUCCGCCUGCACCAUCGCUGCGCUCUACUCAGUCACCAGCGGUGUCGGUGUCACCAAGCCUGACUGCCCAGGACCCUAGCACCAUUGGUUUUCACUCGGCCUCACCACCAGCACCUAUUGCCAUGCCACCUUCACAGCAACAACAGCAGCAACAACCGCCGUCGGUUCCCCCUCAGCAGCAAGCACAGCAGCCAGCUACCAGCCAGCAGGCCGAACAGAAGUCACAGCCCCAGACGACGUCGGCGGCAACCACUGCCGCAAGCCAGGGCUCAGCACACACUGAAGAACCGCAGCAACCACAGCGCCAGCAGCGACAAACGUCGUCACAGCAAGGCUCUUCUCAGUCGUCCCACCAUCACCAGCAGCAGUCGCACCAGCAAUCUCACCACCAGCAACAUCAUCAGCAGCAGCAACAGCAACACUCGAGUACUCAUAGCCAAACACAUGGACACCAGCACCAGCAAACAUCUGGACAGUCUUCAUCUGGUUCGGCACACCAUGGCCAUGCUGGUGCUCCACCAGGAAUUAGUAAUUUGCCGAUGAGAAUGCCAGGCAUGAAGUCCAUGCCCCCGAACAUGAUGAUGGGACCAACAGCACCAAAUGCUGCUGCCUACAUGCCUAACUUCAUGGGAAUGCCCGUCAUGCCUGGUUAUUCUGGAGAGUUUGAUGCAGCUCAACAGCAGCGUGGUCUGGCAAUGUCUGGUGUGAGAGAUGGAAAUACUAACUUCCAAGGCAACGCGGAUGGCAAGUUUGGACACGAAGGAUCAUCUUCGUCAAGCUCCAUCCUUGGCACCCCCAGCGGUAUGAACUUCAUGGCGGCGCAGCCGCAAGCACAGCAGCUGGGCAUGUACAGCAUGUAUCCGAAUAUGUACAUGGCACCGAUGAUGCCUUUCCCGGCCGCUAUGUACAGCGGUUAUCCUCCUCCGGUACCAAAGGGUAGUCACUUCGGUACUGGCGCGCCGGGCUUCAUGCCUUCUCCAGCUGCUGCUGCGGCUGCAUAUGGACAGGGAUACGAUGAUGUGGACUUCAAGACCUCGCUCUACCAGCCAUCAACUCAAGGCAGCAAAGGUGCAAGCACAUCCGCAUCGUACAACUCAUCGGCCGGUGGUAAUCUUGGUUCGUCCUACAACAAAUCGCAUCCGUAUGAUAAAUCAAACUACCAGGGUAGCUCCAGUGGUCUAUUCCCAGCACCUGGCAACCAGCAGUCGGCCCAGGCAGCGGCAGCCUAUCAGCAGCUGGCCGCGGGACAGGCGGCGUCGCAGCACGCCAUGAUGCCCGGAUUGGCGGCAGCUGCGGCGGUGGCGGCUGCGACCGGCGGUACCCUGCCCGGCAGCCAGUCACUGCACUCGCCGUUCCAUCCCGCCGUGCUCGACGCCAGCAACCCGGCGGCUGCAGCGGCCGCCGCCGCUGCAGCAGUCUCUGUACAGUCCCAGCAACAGCAACAAGGCGGUGGCAGUGGCCGUGGCGCUGGCGGUGCUGCCAUGCCCUCAACGUCGCAGAUGCCAUCGGGCGGUAGCGGCGGUGGCAGCAGCUCCGCUGGUGGUGGCAUGCACAAGCAUCAUUCCCACAACACUUCGGCAGCGCAGGGUGGCGGUGCUGGCAAUGCGGCCAGCAUGAUGAAGAGCCACGCUUACAACCAAGGAAACUGGUAACUACUGCCCUUGCCUCUUAUUGGUGGCGUUAUCAGUUGAUCUACUUUUACCGAUGACUGAUGUCUGUGACGACAGCGGCAACUUGUUGACACUGAUGUUCAAUGCGGAUGAUCAUGUGCCUUUGGGCUGGGCUGGCACUGUCCUACUACCGAGCACACACGUCUGGUCUGAUCUCGACAUGCAGCACAGGGCGUUGCGCACAAACUUUUGAGCCAAGCGAACUGUACCGAUUCUGCACGUAUAUGUUUGUACACUGACACACACACACACACACACACACACACACACACACACACACACACACACACACACACACACACACACACACACACACACACACAUGCACAUAUGCACACACCACAUGCACACUGAUACAAACACGCGCACACACACGUACACACACACACACACUUGCGCAGUCAGGCACUGUCUGGUGUUUGAGCACAGGAAGUGCACCUUUCUUGUCUUAGCCCCACGAACUAUUAUCACUUACUCGUUGUCUCCCAUUAAUCUUCUCUGGCUCUGGACAAGUAGAAAUGUUCUGCCAUGCACCCCUUACCUACCUAGCACCUACAGCCCUUUUACCAUUUCCCCUCCCUUGAAAUGGGAAUGCUGUUUGAGCGAUCCCGCUCUUGCUAAAUCUACUACCUGUAUCAGUAUAAUGUCUGGCAGGUUUUGCUAGCUAACCACUGGUCACAUGUUCUUACUCUUUUCUCCUGUUGUUUUUAGAUACGUAUUUUCUUCUUAUUUUCUACCUUUUUUAACGAAGCACAUGGAUUCAGAUUGAAUUUCAGAAUCUA
Molecule: messenger RNA, 4720 nt
Organism: Sycon ciliatum
Lineage: Eukaryota; Metazoa; Porifera; Calcarea; Leucosolenida; Sycettidae
Product: AT-rich interactive domain-containing protein 1B-like
Exons: 24
Coding region: 201-3920 (1239 amino acids)
Cellular component (GO): cytoplasm; nucleus
Molecular function (GO): protein binding
Source: RefSeq, a predicted model, not a curated record